CGGAGGAUUUGGGCAGGCCCAAUAUGGGGGAAGAGAGAGAGAGAGAAGACACAUUUCUUCUCACUCACCACUCUUCACUUUGGUCUCCGACGUAGCACCACCAUCCGAUUUUCCAACAACGUUGUAAUGCAAAACAACCAAACACAAAACUCCCUUCCUUUUCCAUUCUAUGUUGUUCCCCCCACCAACACCAACCAUCUCUUCCUCACUCAAACGUGGUUUCACACCCACUCCCAAUUCAAUCAAUACCUUCAUCUUCUUCCUCUUCAACCUCCGCAAAUUCAACUUAAUCAUCAACCUCUUCCACCAAUUCACCACCAACAAAAUCCCCACAAAUCACAAUACCCACAAUUUCUUCACAUGGGCACUCCUCAAAUCUCACAAUUUUGAACAAGCAGAAAAAAUCAUGAAGAAAAACUACAAAACCCCAUCUCGCGCGUGGGACUCACUCAUCCGUGGUUUUUGCUUCACGCGCCAAGACCCAGAUAAGACACUCUCCGUUUUGCGACAUUGUUUGGUAAACCGUAACGUUUUCCUCUCUUCCUCAGUUUUUUGUUGCGUAAUUCAAAAUCUUUGCUAUUUGGGUCAUGUGAGUAAGGCUAUUCAGGUUCUUGAAUUGAUGGCUGAACAUAGAAAGGAGUACCCUUUUGAUGAUUUUGUUUGUAGUUCGGUGAUUUCGGCUUUUUGUAGGGUUGGAAAACCAGAACUUUCGCUGUGGUUCUUCGACAAUGUCGCGCGCUCGAGAGGCGCGUGGCGGCCUAAUCUUGUGACUUGUACUGCUAUUGUGAAUGCUCUUUGUAAGUUAGGGAGGGUUCAUGAAGUUUAUGAUUUGGUUCGUAGGAUGGAGGAAGAUGGGUUGGGUUUGGAUGUUGUUUUGUAUAGUGUUUGGGUUUGUGGGUAUGUUGAAGAAAAGGUUUUGGUUGAGGUUUUUAGGAAGAUGAGAGAAAUGGUUUUGGAAAAGGGUAUAUCUCAUGAUUCUGUUAGUUAUACUAUACUUAUAGAUGGGUUUUCUAAGUUAGGUGAUGUUGAUAAGUCUUUUACUUUUUUGGCUAAGAUGAUUAAAGAAGGGCAUAGACCUAAUAAGGUUACUUAUACUGCUAUAAUGUCUGCAUAUUGUAAGAAGGGUAAAGUUGAGGAAGCAUUUGGUGUUUUUGAGAGGAUGAAAGAUUUGGGAAUUGAGCUUGAUGAAUUUGUGUUUGUUGUUUUGAUUGAUGGGUUUGGAAGGAUAGGUGAUUUUGAUAGUGUGUUUCGAUUGUUUGAUGAAAUGGAGAAGAGAGGGAUUAGUCCGAGUGUUGUAACAUACAAUGCUGUUGUAAAUGGUUUGUCAAAGUAUGGAAGGACACAGGAGGCGGACAAGUUCUCGAAAAACGUGACUGCGGAUGUGAUUACGUAUAGUACGUUGUUGCACGGGUAUACAGAAGAGGAGAACGUUUUGGGGAUUUUGGAAACGAAGAAGCGGCUUGAAGAAGCUGGUAUCACUAUGGAUGUUGUAAUGUGUAAUGUAUUGAUUAGAGCAUUGUUUAUGAUGGGUUCUUUUGAAGAUGUUUAUACACUUUACAAAGGAAUGCCAGAAAUGGAUCUGGUUCCGAAUUCUGUUACGUACUGCACGAUGAUUGAUGGGUAUUGCAAAGUUGGUAGAAUUGAUGAGGCACUUGAGGUAUUUGAUGACUUCAGAAAGACAUCAAUAUCUUCGUAUGCGUGCUACAAUAGUAUUAUUGACGGACUUUGCAAGAAGGGUAUGGUAGAAAUGGCCAUUGAAGCAUUACUUGAACUCAAUCACAAAGAUCUCGUGUUGGAUACAGGUACAUAUUGGUUUUUGAUGAAGACGAUUUUCAAAGAAAACAGUUCAAAAGUGAUUUUAGAUUUGAUUUGCAGAAUGGAAGGGUUGGGGCCAGAUUUAUAUAAUGUGGUAUGUAACGAUUCCAUAUUUUUAUUGUGUAAAAGAGGAUUACUCAAUGAUGCAAAUCAAUUGUGUGUGGCAAUGAAAAUGAAAGGGUUACCUGUCACAUGCAAGUCUUAUUAUUCACUUUUGAGAAGGCUUCUUAGUGUUGGGAAUAGGGAGCAAACUCUGCCUCUUUUGAAUUUUUUUUUGAAAGAGUAUGGUUUAGUAGAACCAAAGGUUCGAAAGUUACUUGCACGUUACCUUUGUCUGAAAGAUGUUGAUAGAGCUGUUCAAUUUCUUGGAAAAAUGUUGGACAAUUCUUCAGCAGUCACUUUUCCUGCCUCCAUUCUCAAGAUACUCAUAAAGGAAGGUAGAGCUUUAGAUGCAUAUAAGCUUGUCGUGGGUGUUCAAGAUGAUUUACCGGUCACGUAUGUUGAUUAUGCCAUUGUGAUUCAUGGCUUAUGCAAAGGAGGAUAUCUCAAUAAAGCAUUGGAUCUUUGUGUUUUUAUUGAAAAGAAGGGGAUGAAUUUGAACAUAGUCAUACAUAAUUCAAUCAUAAAUGGAUUAUGCAAUGAGGGUUGUCUUAUUGAAGCGUUUCGGCUAUUUGAUUCUUUAGAGAAACUUAAUUUGAUGACCUCUGAAAUAACUUAUGCUACAUUAAUUUAUGCUCUAUGUCGGGAAGGUUAUUUGCAAGAUGCCGAACAUGUUUUCAAGAAAAUGCUCCUCAAGGGAUUUCAACCAAAAACACAAGUCUACAAUUCAUUACUCGAUGCUAUAUCUAAGUUCGGACAAUUAGACAAGGCAUUUGAGCUUCUAAAUGAUAUGGAGAAAAAUUGUAUCGAGUUCAACAAUUUUACAGUUAGUUCUGUAAUAAAUUGCUAUUGCAAGAAGGGUGACAUGGAAGGAGCCCUUGAAUUCUAUUAUAAGUUCAAGGGAAAGGAUAUAUUACCCGAUUUUUUAGGGUUCUUGUAUUUGAUAAGAGGUCUAUGUACCAAGGGAAGGAUGGAAGAAGCCAGGAGUGUCUUGAGAGAAAUGCUUCAGUCCGAGAAUGUCACAGAUACGAUUAACAUAGUCAACAGCGAGGUUGAUACUGAGUCAAUAUAUGAUUUUCUUGCCACUUUGUGUGAGCAAGGAAGCAUUCAAGAAGCUGUUACGGUUCUCAAUGAAAUCGCGUGCAUGUUUUUUCCUGUUCAAAGGUUGUCUACUUAUAAUCAAGGAUCUGAUAAAUCACAGAAGAUUUACGAACCGAAGGGUUUUGGUUCAAAUUCUUCCAUGUCUCUACCUUCGUAUUGCAAAAGUGGUUUGGAUUCUGGAUCUUGUGAUACCGGGGAUGUAAGGAAUCAAAUGACAAAUAACGAUAGUUAUUUGAAAAGAUCCAAACAGCGCGGCUUUGAUUUCUAUUAUUCUAGAAUUGCUGCACUUUGUACCAAAGGGGAGAUGCAUGAAGCUAAUCAAUUAGCAAAGGAAAUCAUUUCUGACCUGAAAGAGCCUAUGAAAUGAACAUUUGGAAUACAAAAUUAACGGACUUUAUUUAACAUGGAAAUGUCUCUCUUGUUUCUUGUAGUGCAAGCAAAGAGACCACACAGACGAAACCUGCAGAUUCCGAGCACUAAUAUUUCGUGGAGGAUUGCAAUAUUGGUGAAUGGAGAUAUCCCUGGUUGAACAGUUUCACAUUCACAAUUACUGUUGUUUUGGACAUUUUCCAAAAUGUUUCAACAAUCUCACUCAAUCUUUCACUGUAUAUUGGUAAUUAGUUUUUAUUUAUGGAACAUUUUGGCCCUUCCGUUUACAGCAAAGGAAUCUACACAUUAUUUGGGAGGAGAUUGUUUACAUUUAAGCAUUUUACAGAUGCAAAGUCUUCUCCUCUUUUGGACUGUGUUGUUUGCAGUGAUACUUGACGACUGAUGAAGCGAACAGGGAGAGCUUUGUGAUGGUUUGCCACUUUGCCUGUGGCAGAGAAAAGGUGCGGAAGAGUCAGUUGCUAGAAGAACUGCGAGCACAUUAAAGGCGCAGCAGCUUUUUUUUCUAACAUCAUUGGGGGGAUGGAAAAUCGGAAGACCAAAUUUUUGAGGACUCCACUGCAAUUUUGGUUAUGUUUGAUCUAACAAGUUCAUGCACAUUAAGCAGGUACCAUUUGUUUGGAUGUACCAUAUUCAUCAAGAAUUUGCCAAAGAGCCAUCUACUGACCAUGCUGCUGUUUUGUUACAGUGUCUUAUGUUAUAAAAAUGUUUGCAAACUUUUGUACUCCAUUGUGUAACUUGGUAAAAAUAUUGUUUGUAAAUUUUGAUGGUUGUUGCAUAUUUCUGUGUAACUGUCUUUAUGUUGUUAAGGGAUUUUAGGGAAGGCUGAGAGAAGAAGUUGAUUCUUAGAAAAGGGUAGUCGUAUUAUCUUGAGAAACACGUGAUGCAUUUGCAUUGUAAUUCUUUAUUUAAGAAAAAUGUGUCAAUGAUAACUCCCUACUAUAUUAUUUAGUGUACUCCCUGUGUCAA
Molecule: messenger RNA, 4371 nt
Organism: Cicer arietinum (chickpea)
Lineage: Eukaryota; Viridiplantae; Streptophyta; Magnoliopsida; Fabales; Fabaceae
Product: pentatricopeptide repeat-containing protein At5g57250, mitochondrial
Molecular function (GO): protein binding
Source: RefSeq, a predicted model, not a curated record